Saxophila tyrrhenica is the source of this 921-nucleotide messenger RNA. RefSeq lists its product as uncharacterized. The transcript has 2 exons. The record is from RefSeq and is a predicted model, not a curated record. The coding region runs from base 1 to 921 and encodes 306 amino acids. Lineage: Eukaryota; Fungi; Ascomycota; Dothideomycetes; Mycosphaerellales; Extremaceae.
AUGGCGACGCAGAGCGGUGCUGGGAAGCGUGUCAUUUUUACUGGCGGCAGCGGAAAGGCAGGCAGAUAUGUCAUUCCUGAGCUGGUCAAGAGAGGCUACAAGGUCUUAAACCUCGACCUUGUCGACUUCCCGGACCCCAGCGCCGGCGUCUUCACACUGAAGACUGACCUCACAGAUUCAGGUCAAGUCUUCAAUGCCAUGACGACCCACUACGACUUCGCAGGCUACGAGCAAGGCUACUCCGAGCCUCCUCCCGAUGCAGUCAUCCACUUCGCCGCAUUCGCCCGCAACAUGCUCGUGCCGGACAACAAAAUGUUCGCCUCAAAUGUCACAGCAACCUACAACGUGAUCGAGGCUGCUUGCAAGCUAGGCGUGAAGAAGAUCAUCUCCGCCUCCUCAGAGACCACCUACUCCGUUUGCUUCUCCGAAGGCGAUACUGAAUACAACUCCUUCCCGCUCGAGGAGGACUACGACGUCAACCCCAUGGACUCAUACGCUCUCAGCAAAGUCUGCGGCGAACGCACCGCCCGCACCUUCGCCCGCCGCUUCGGCACGGACAUCUACGUCUUCAGAAUAGGCAACGUGAUCGAACCGCACGAGUACGAGCGUGACUUCCCCAAGCACGUCGGGCAGCCUAUGACACGGAAACGAAACGCGUGGUCGUAUAUCGAUGCGCGCGACUUGGGCCAGAUGUGCGAUUUGGGCAUUCAGAAGAGUGGGUUGGGGUUCCAGAUUUUCAAUGCGACGAAUGAUACUAUUACGACUACGACGCCGACGAAGGAGUUCCUGAAGAAGGUGGCGCCGGAUACGCCUAUUACGAGGGAGAUGGGGGAGUGGGAGGGUCCGUUGAGUAAUAAGAAGAUGAGGGAUGUUCUGGGUUUCAAGGAGGACCAUGAUUGGAGGAAGUAUUAUAAGCCUUGA